AUGAGAAAGAUAAUCUACGAGUUUGAACAGUGCGACCCAAAGAAAUGCUCGGGAAAGAAGCUCAUCAAGCAGAACAAGGUCCAGGCGGUCAAGAAGAACAGAAGCUUUGGGGGCGUGGUUCUGUCUCCAGAUGCAGACCAAUCCAUCUCACCUGCCGACAGGGAUGUUAUAGAGAGGUUUGGAAUAGGACUUAUAGAUUGCUCCUGGGCACAGCUCGACUCUGUGGAUUUCAGAAAACUCCCAAGGAGACACAACCGCCUUCUUCCGUUCAUGGUGGCUGCCAACCCGGUCAACUACGGCAAGCCUUUCAAGCUGAACUGUGCAGAGGCAUUGAGUGCUUCUCUGUACAUCUGUGGCUUUGAGGAGGAGGCACACGAGAUCCUCGAUGGAUUCAACUAUGGUGACGAGUUUUACAGAUUGAAUGGAGACAUCCUCGACGAGUAUUCGAAAUGCGCCUCGAGCGCCGAGGUGGUAGAAGUGCAGAACAGGUUUCUGGAGAGCCAGGGAAAGGGUAGGCCUAAUGCUCGGGACAUUUACUAG
Molecule: messenger RNA, 540 nt
Organism: Encephalitozoon cuniculi GB-M1
Lineage: Eukaryota; Fungi; Microsporidia; Unikaryonidae
Product: ribosome biogenesis protein TSR3
Exons: 1
Coding region: 1-540 (179 amino acids)
Biological process (GO): maturation of SSU-rRNA
Molecular function (GO): rRNA small subunit aminocarboxypropyltransferase activity
Source: RefSeq, marked provisional